This is a messenger RNA of Rotaria sp. Silwood2, 1248 nucleotides long. NCBI's taxonomy places the organism in Eukaryota, Metazoa, Rotifera, Eurotatoria, Philodinida, Philodinidae. The record is from the annotation of a GenBank genome assembly.
AUGGAAUCCACAAUCUGUUCUAUUCAAGUUCAUGUUCGUCGAACAGGUGAAAUGGUUAAUAUUAAUGUGAUCCCAUCAACAACUACGUACGAUGCAAUCAUUAGAAAAGUUUGUGAAAGAAUCAAUGAACCAGAACCAAGUCAUUAUUAUUUAGCAUUAAACUAUGAAGUUGAAUUAAAAAAUGAUAAUAUAUUUCAGUCACAACAGCAAGAUGGGCGAUAUCAGCUAAUUAUGCGGACAAGAUGGUUAUUGGAGUACUUGGCUGAAAAGGAAAAGUUAAGAAAUUUACUGAUCCAAGAAAGAAUGAUGAUGAACGUUUUGCCAACUUCUCUGUCACAUGCAAUCGAAGACUCAAGCCAGGAAACAACGGAGAUGAGUAUUGUUUCAAACUCCAAUGCAAUAGCAUCAUCAUCGAGCAAUGCAAAUAGUCAGAGUAUUCUUCAUGAUGUUGUUCAUGCCACUAGUCAGCAAAUACCACGACAAGAUAUACAAAAUUAUCUACAUGAAGCUGUAGGAAAAACGUUUGAUAUCAUGCUAAUGGGUUCACCUAGAGUUGGAAAAAGUACACUGAUCAAUGCCAUUCUACAGAAAGAUGUGGCUCAAACACAUGCUGGACGUAAUGCAUGUACGAAAGAGUUUAGUUAUUAUGAGUACGAAGAAUCUUAUAUUACAGAAACCGAAGAAAACACGACAAAAACAUCAACGAGUUCGAUUCGAAUUUGGGAUUCACCGGGUAUUGAAGAUUGGACAAUAUUAGAUGUCAAAGAAUAUGUACAAGAUUUAAUUAACAAAAAAAAUCCAGUUUGUCUCAUUUUUUGUGCAUCACCAGGUACCUAUGUUGAACUUGAACAACUCAAAGGUAUCGUUGAAGCAUGCAAAAAUUUGAAAGUAUUCAUUGCAAUGGUUGUAACAAACAUGUAUGCAUCAGAUGAAGCAGAUAUCAUUUUGAAAAUAUUUCAAGAUACACUGAUUCGUCAUCACGUACAAAAAAAAGUCGAAAAUAAUAUUUAUUAUUAUGGUCCCAUUGGUCUUUGUACACAAGUCAAUUCGAUUGAUUACAUAGUAGACGAUAUUAGAAAAAAGCCGGAAGGUAUCGAUGAAUUAAUGUUAGGCAUUAUGAAUUCAUUAAGCGAUGAAAAACUAUUGCAAUGGUGUUUUGCGAUACAAAACAAUGCUCCAUUCUGGGCUAGAGCACAAAGGCAAAUUUGGAAAUUUUAUUCUUCUGUCAAACGUUUACUUCAUUAUUAA